Messenger RNA from Mya arenaria, 1475 nucleotides. RefSeq lists its product as uncharacterized. The transcript has 4 exons. NCBI's taxonomy places the organism in Eukaryota, Metazoa, Mollusca, Bivalvia, Myida, Myidae. Bases 108 to 668 code for a protein of 186 amino acids. The record is from RefSeq and is a predicted model, not a curated record.
UCCAUGUAAAUGUGCAUCUUUUUACGAUUGAUUAUAAAAAACAAAGCGGUUUUAAGUAAGCUUCAAACAGUGAUCAUAAAAGAUAGCACGCAUUUUUACUUUAAAACAUGGAUUACUUAUUAUGUCCACUAAAGUUAUGUUUCAUUCUAGUUGUGGUUGUUUAUGCUCAGGACAACAUUGCACGAAUGGAAUUUCAAAGGAUAUCUUCCAAUCAACCUGACAAACAACAAAUGGUCACUGAGCUUCUUGUUGACUAUUUAAGUAAUGAUACAUUUCAGAUUAUGUGUAAGUUAAACAACAUGGCUACACUGAAAUCGUUAGUCUUGUGGCAGGCUGAUGUUCCUUUCCAAGUUAGAAUGCAGAAUACUAAUCCAUCAAUAACAAAAUCAUACCGAAAACCUGCUCUGGACUCCGACGUUUCUGACUGGACAGCUGUUGGUAAUUUUAACAAUGUGACAAGUAGUCGGUUCUCAACACUUGGUGUUUCCCGGCCUGUGUCCGUAUUUACCUGCACGGAAGCGAUGACGUUUGUAUGCGAUUUUCAUUACACUGACUAUACAUUGAGAACAAUUCAUCGAAUGGUACACAAGAAACUUAAAGUACAAGACGAACAGGUGGAUCGAGUUUCACCGUUCAGACAACGGAACCGUUACAAUACGAAGAGUUAGGCACGAGAGACUCAAAACCAUACUCAGAUUUAGAGUGUCCGAUGUAUCAAAACACACGUGAAUAAAGACUACACAAAGGCUGCAUCAGUUUCCUUUCAAUGUCAUCUACCAGACGUUAGACUAUCUUAUGUUUAAGACAAAUGUGGGCAAUUAUGACUAGAUACCGAACGCUCCCACCAAUUUCUUAGGAUAAUUACGUCUUUGUUUCUAGAAAGUUUUCGUCGUAUUACAGAAAACAAAAACUAAUGUCGCGGAGUAAUAAGUUGUUUACUACUUAUGUAUUUGUAUUUGUUCUCCUCAAUUUCUAGUCUAUCACUUUUUCUCUUAAAUAAUGCGAAAUUCUUUAUGUAAUCUUAGUUUGAAAAUGAACAAUUUUUCUUUCUUAUUAUUGAGAUGUUUUGUAAGAGGUUCUUAAGUGACGUUGAUGUAAAACUUGCAGCAAAAUCUCCUUGGCUGAAAGAUUCGAAAGACAAUGAUUUUCAUUGUAUACAUAAGACUUGUUAAAAAGGUGGUUUAGAUGAAUAAAGUCUUGUAAACUACCGAACUGAAAAAGAUAUCAGUUAAUAAAGGUGUGAAAAAGUAACGCAUACAUAUGCCAAAUAACUGUUUAUCGUCAUGGAAAAACACAUCAACUGUAAUAACUUUGAUAGUAUAAUAGUAUAACUAUUUUCCUUCAUUUUUUAAUAACUUUCUUAUUUGAAAAGAUAUCACCAAGAACUCUCAACGCAUUGUUGAUUAGGUUGUCCGGGGCAUUUUGACAUAAAAACAAAGUAGUAAUGUGGACAGAUAUUUCUGAAAAAAUGUGAA